AUGGUGGCCGGCAAGCGCGUGCUCAUAAUCUCCACAAGUCAUGAAAAGCUUGGCGACACGAACGAGAAGACAGGCCUGUGGAUGGAGGAGCUGGCGCACCCCUACCUGAUCUUCAAGGCGCACGGCCUGGAGGUCACCGUGUCAUCGACAAAGGGCGGCGAGAUCCCCGUGGACGAGGCCUCGCUCGCGGCGCCGUUCGUGACGCCCGAGGUUGAGAAGUUCCUGCUGGACGACUCCGCCAUGGCCCAGGUCCUGGAGAGCGUCCCCCUGGCUGACGUGGCGGACUGGGCGUCGUACGACGCAGUGUUCCUGCCUGGGGGCCAUGGCACCUGCUGGGACUUUGCUGACAACGAACUGAUCAUCAAGGUGGUCAACGGCCUGGCGCGCGCCGGCAAGGUGGUGGCUGCGGUGUGCCACGGGGCGAACGGGCUCGUCAACGCGACCGACGCGGAGGGGCAGCCCAUCGUGAAGGGCCGCGAGGUGACCGGGUUCAGUGACGCCGAGGAGUACGCUGUUGCCAAGGAGAAGCUGAUUCCCUUCAUGCUGGAGGAGCGCCUCAAGGAGCUGGGGGCAAACUACACCAAGGCCAAGGAGAACUGGGGUGUCCAUGCCCUGCUGGACGCGCGUCCGCCCUUCCCCCUGGUCACUGGACAGAACCCCAGCAGCUCAGCCCUCACAGCGGAGCUGAUCGUGGAGGCACUCGGCGGCCACAAGGCCGGCGCCGCGCCGCCCGAACUGCACGCGUAA
Monoraphidium neglectum is the source of this 747-nucleotide messenger RNA. RefSeq names its product putative chaperone protein HSP31. NCBI's taxonomy places the organism in Eukaryota, Viridiplantae, Chlorophyta, Chlorophyceae, Sphaeropleales, Selenastraceae. The transcript has 8 exons. Bases 1 to 747 code for a protein of 248 amino acids. The record is from RefSeq and is a predicted model, not a curated record.